UGUGUUUCUGCCAACGUCCAGCCCCACUACUCAUUCUCCCCACCUGUGGGAUCAGGGGGUGGUAGGUCGUACUUGAUCAGAGGAGAAGGAAGGAUCACUGCCAUAAGGGUAUGGGAAUGGCAUGGAAGCUACAUAAGUGGCAUCCAGGUCAGAUACGGCUUUGUCUGGUCUCGUGUUGCUGGAUACUCCAGUGGUAGUUCUCAGCAAAUUGAGCUGUUUGAUGAUGAAACAAUUAUCCAGAUUUCUGGGAAGUACAGCCACUAUGUGGAAUCUGUCGUGUUCACCACCAAUUUGGGACGCUCCUUGUAUGCGGGCCGUCCUUCGGGUAAUUCUUUCAACCUGUACCCAGAACACCCCCAGGCUGAGCUUGUCAUCCUCAACGGCCGCUGGCAUUACGGUAUCAUCUCAAUAGGAGCACACUGGGCUGUUCUCGAUCCAUCCCAGAUCAGCUACUCAAACAGCACCAGGGCC
Menidia menidia (Atlantic silverside) is the source of this 471-nucleotide messenger RNA. The record is from the annotation of a GenBank genome assembly. NCBI's taxonomy places the organism in Eukaryota, Metazoa, Chordata, Actinopteri, Atheriniformes, Atherinopsidae.